Clarias gariepinus (North African catfish) is the source of this 1326-nucleotide messenger RNA. It is a transcript of the gene sap30bp, whose product is annotated as SAP30 binding protein. Gene Ontology annotation, cellular component: nucleus. Gene Ontology annotation, biological process: regulation of DNA-templated transcription. Bases 23 to 934 code for a protein of 303 amino acids. NCBI's taxonomy places the organism in Eukaryota, Metazoa, Chordata, Actinopteri, Siluriformes, Clariidae. The record is from RefSeq and is a predicted model, not a curated record. The transcript is spliced from 11 exons.
GGGCGACGAGUCUCUAGUCGAUAUGGCGAGCGGUAAGAGAAGCGCCCUUCUGUCGUCUUUAGCCGCGUAUGGAGACGAUUCGGAGCCGGACUCAGAGCCAGACACCGACGAACACGAGGCUCAUGGUAGUUUGGUGUCGGCGGGUUACGGAGACGAUGACGCGGGCCGAGCUGAAGACGGGGACGAGAGAGACUCUGGGAACGAAGAGAGCGAGGAGAACGACGGAAACUCGGAAGUGGACGAUUCCGAUUCGGCUGAACCUCAAGAUGAUUCAAAGGAUGUUCUAACUGGUGAGAAGGAUCCUAAUGAGUUAGUUGCUCAGUUUUCAGAGAAAGUGAGGAACAUGUCUCCUGAGGAAAUACGAAUUCCUCCUGAACCCCCAGGACGCUGCUCCACCCAUCUGCAGGAGAAGAUUUACAAACUGUAUGAGAGGAAGCUGCACGGAGACUUUGACACCAACAGCCACAUACAGAAGAAGAAGGAGUUCCGGAACCCCAGUAUUUACGAGAAACUGAUCCAGUUCUGUGGUAUUGAUGAACUCGGGACAAACUACCCAAAGGACAUGUUUGAUCCUCACGGCUGGGCCGAGGACUCUUAUUAUGAAGGCUUGGCCAAAGCUCAGAAAAUUGAGAUGGAAAAACUCGAAAAAGCCAAAAAAGAGCGAACAAAGAUUGAGUUUGUGACGGGAACAAAGAAAGGCACGAGUACGAACGCCACCGCUGUGACCACCAACACAACCAACACCACCUCCACAGACGCUCAGAAGAGGAAGAGUAAGUGGGACUCUGCGGUUCCGGUCACUCUGUCUCAGCCGGCCCUGCUCACCACCACGGCCACACUCCCCGGCGUCGUCUCCGUCACCACCACCGCCAGCGGCACCAAGACCACCGUCAUCUCCGCCGUGGGCACCAUCCUGAAAAAAGCCAAGCAGUGACCUCACACUCGCACACCGGGGCCGUCCUUCUAUGGAUCGUUUUCCCUUGGCUAAGAAACACACUGUAGUGGGCGGAGCUCUGUGUUUAACUCCUCCUCAUCAGACUUCUUCAUUAUCGGAUGAAUCGGUUCUCACGCCCGCGGUCCGACCUUCUGCGUCUCUCUCGCGCCUGGCAUUCGGGAUCUCUCUUUUUAAAUCAUUUGUUUUUGUUUUUAAACACUUCACUUUUCCCAGCUGGCCUUGUGGUCGUCUUCAUCAUCCUCAUCUGAACUUCAUUGUAUGUGUAACACACUGAGCUGCAUCCCUGCGUCAUUCAGUGUUUAUUAUUUUAUGCAGUGUUUAGUGUCAGUCAGCCAUUCAUUCCUGAUUUAAAUAAAAAUAAACUUUUUGUA